AUGACUGAAACAGGAAGUGAAAAUUUAAAAGAAAAAUAUAUUAAUAAUGAUAAGGAUGAUUUAAUAAAACAAAAUAAAGAAUUAAAAGAACAAAUUGAAACAGAAUUAGAUAAGUUAAAUAAAAAAGUAAAAAAAAAUAAAAAGACAAAUAAUGCUUUAAAAGUAUUGUUACAAGAACUGCAAGAUGAAAAUAGUUACUAUAAGAAUU
Messenger RNA from Scutellospora calospora, 208 nucleotides. Lineage: Eukaryota; Fungi; Glomeromycota; Glomeromycetes; Diversisporales; Gigasporaceae. The record is from the annotation of a GenBank genome assembly.